AUGCCGGCUGCUAAUCUGGUGGAACAAAAACCAAAAAAGGAAGAGGACAAUUAUCCAAGGUAACAAAAUAUAACAGAGCCUUACGAUAUGGUGUGGCGGAUUUGUGCAAGUAUCAGAUGAGCCUUCGCAAAAAAUGAUUUCUUAUUAAGUUAAUAAGCUUACUGCGUGCUAUUUUAAAUCACUUUACAGAAUCACAAAGAAGCUUCUAUUUCAACUCUGCAAAGAACAUAAGUUGUAUAGGACACCAUACCUCAAUGAUGUUCUUUAUCUUCACUAUAAAGGUAGGUAAUGUGGUUGCAUGUAAAUAUUAAGUAUUGGAGCUUAAGUUUAUGAAAAAAUGAAAUGAGAACUGCUGGGUUAUUGCCAAAUUAUAAAGGUUUAUAUGGUAAAGUGAACGACUUUCAAAUCGUGCAUGUGGCAGUUAUUGCUGGAUUACAGUAACUAUUUAAUAAUCAUUGCCUUUAACUCAUUUUUGACUGACAGGCUUUGCUAAGAUAGAAAACCUAGAGGAAUACAGUGGACUGAAGUGUCUGUGGUUGGAAUGCAAUGGAAUUAGCAGAAUUGAAAAUCUCGAAAACCAGAAAGAGUUACGAUGCCUGUGAGUAUUUAGAGUAUUAUGAGUAUUGUACAAGAGGGUUCCUUGAUGAGGAGGCUGCAUAUUAAAUUCCAACUACAUAACACAUUAUGCCUUUGCAAGGAGGAAAUAAAAAAUAUUUACUUUAGUCUUGUUUUACUGGACUUAUCAGGAUCAAAUGGCCACAUCUGCGGUUGUGAGGGGUGGUUGGUAUGGGGUGUAACAGAACACUUUUUGGACAGAUACAAAUUUUUAAAUAAGAAACAAAACAAGGUAAGUAAGGUGAAGCUUAAGAAAACAGCCAACAUGCUGUUAUUUCAAUGCUAACACAGGAAUGAAUGCAGAAAUUCCAUACUCAUGAUGUGCCACUAUCCAGAUUUGGGUAGUGCUUCUCUGAUCAGAUGAAGCAAACUUUCAAUCAAUCAGAAGCACUACCAGAUCUGGUUAGUGGAAUGUCGUCAAUAUGGACUUUCUCUGUUCAUUCCUCAGAAGUCAUUUUGCAAGGAAACCAGUAAUGGAGUUGCAAAAUGUCAACUGCAUUUUCAGGCUAAGUACGUUUUCAAGAUGCAGUCAGCACAUUAUUUCCCCAGCUUGAUCGCACUCAGUUUAGCAGCCAUUGACAUGUAGUGAGGAGGCCAUUGUUGAGCUUAAAACAAGACUGAAUGUAUGGAAUGUUAACCACAGCAAAACAAAGAGGCCAUUGUAUGAGUACAAUGUAUUAAGGCAGCUUUUGGUAGAGUUUGAGGGUAUCAGACUUGUUGAUCUUAUCUAAUUAAAGAUGUGUUUAAUACUAUUGUUUGAAUUUAGGUAUCUUCAACAGAACCUACUAACAAAGCUUGAAAAUGUAGAGCAUUUGGAAUACUUGGACACACUGAAUGUGAGCAACAAUACAAUUUCCAAGAUUGAAAAUAUCAGUAAGUGUUAAACUACAUUGUUUAAUAAAAUGUUGGAUAUGGGCAUACUGUAUAUUAACAAUGCAUAUCAAUCUAUUCAAUUAACCAGUGCAUCUGGGUUGUAGAGGGAAUUUUUAAAAAGGAAUCUUUAGGAAAUAAAAUGAGCUUGCCAGCAGAAAAUAAAUAGCAAUAACUGUUCUAGGCAUUCUGCAGAUAAUAUGAGGACCUGCCAGUCCCCAGGGGUGGGUACUCCCAGAAAAAUUUGAUUGGGUGUGUGCGGCAUGCAGAAACCCUUUAAAACCCUAUUUCAGACCAAAAUCUGUGAUUUUCCCUACCUUAUUUCAGACCUGAUAAAAAAUUUGAUAGAUUACCCUAUUCCAGACCUGACCCUUAAAUCAAUACCCUAUUUCAGACCUGCCUUAUAUAAUCAGUUCCCUAGGUCAGACCAGUGUUAAAGGCAAUGUUUGUACACUUUUAUUAAGUAGGAAACAAAACUGUACAAAGUUUCGAGCUUCAAGUUCCACACUAUAAAGCAAGUUGCAUGAUGCGUCAUCAUAAAUACAGAAUACUGGCCUACCUAAGGACUAGAUAUCACAUACUAUACCCUAUUUCAGACCAAAAUAGUCAAACUUGAUACCCUAUUCCACACCAAAAUGGCUAAAAAGAACAUACCCUUUAGCCUUUAUAAGGGAGUAUCCCCCCGCACCUUCCCUGGGCUACCAGCACACAGUUAAAAAUGUGCAAAUAAAUUAUUAAUGUUUAAUUUACUCUUUGAUUUUAAGAAACUUUAUAUAAUAUGUUAUAGCUAACAAGUAAGGUGCUUAUCCAUAUUAAACAGGUGGUAUUCCUAAACUAAGCACGCUUCAAAUAUCACACAAUCGGUUAUCAACUGCUGAUGACUUAAGGCAUUUAACAGAAUGUCACAAUCUCAGGUACGAGUUAAAAUGUAUUCGAAAAACUGCUACCUAUGACACACUUGAGCAAGCUGGUUUAACUAAUAACUAGGGACAAAGGCCACUGAAUUGAAGGCAGCAGGUGCACGCAGCCAAAACUGAUAGCAAUAUUGACUGAGCAAAUAACUGAAAUAAAUUUUACUAACAAAAAAACAACCAAAUACAAUUUUAGUGUACAGUGGUUUUCUGUUGAAUACUCACAUCCGAGACUUGCAUCCAGGAUGUAUUAAUUAAAAACAAGAGAGCAUGUGAAGAUCAGUGUACUUGUUGCUACUGAGUGUUAGGAUGGCCAUGAUUGAAGUUAAUUAAUUUCACAACCCUCUUUGUUGGUUUUCUAUACAAUGAUGAAAAGAGAGUUUGAAAUGCACCACCCUCACAUCCAAUGACAUCACAGGUUACCUGACGACCAACCCAAUAAUAUCACAAUUUAUGUUAAACAGAAUGUCAAGAUCACAGGUUUUCAUAAUGUAUUCAAGAAAUUAUAAUAUUAUACUAUUGGGAAAAAAAGCCAAUGACAUUACAGGUUAAAUGACAGACGACCAAUAACGUCAUGACUUAAUUGACUAGUCACGCCAAUAACCAGAGUUUAUUACCAUCAACUGAGGAAAUAAACUCAUUUUGAUUUUUAAAGAUAAUAGCGUGGCACGGGUUGUAUAAACGUUAGUCACUGCAUAACAUCACACCAUUCUAAGACAGACAGCCAAAUAAGAGUGCAAUAGAUGUAAAUUCUUUUUUACAGGACACAUCUAUCUUUGCCACACACAUGCAUUUGUGAUAAAUUAUUAUUGUUCCAAUUUCCACAGUGUAUUAGAUGUAUCGCACAACAGAAUUGAUGAUCCUGAAGUUCUGGAAGUUCUUGCAUCUAUGAAAAAUCUUGUAAGUCCUAUGUAGGCUCUUCAGUUUUGUCCAUACAUUUAUGUAAUCUAUAUGUUACAUAGUUAAUUUUUAUCUCAGGUAAUUUUUCUUUUUCUUUUAUUUCAACUUCAUUAGCAUACAUUACCAUACCCAAAAACAAAAGAAAAACAAAAAUUACCUGAGAUAAAAAAUUAGCCACAACAUGUGUGUUGUGGCUCAAUUUCAUUCUUGGUUUAAAUUUUAUUUCAUUUUGUUUUAAUGUAUGAUAAUGAGUUUAAAACAAAGGCAAAUAAAAUUUAAAACAAGGAUAAAAUUGAACCACAACAUAUAUAUACCUACAUUGCUUGAAUUUUGUGGGUACAUUUAUGUUGUGUUUAUUUAUAAACACAGUGAUCACACUUUUCAGAUCCCUCAUUAAAUGAAAAAUAGGAUCUGUAUCGGAGGUUUCUGAGCAAGCACUGUAAUUUUGUGGGAUCCAUUUAGCUUUCUGGGAAACUGCCCUCCUAACCCUCCCCUAACCCAACAUUUUCCCCAAGUGAGACCUACAAGUUAAGAUUGAGUUACGGGAGGGGUAGGUUGGCAGUUUUCCAGAAACCUAAAUAAUUUGAUCCAUUUUGUGCCUAAGGUCUACUUUCUUGACUUGCUCAUUAACCACUCUGUUAAACGUUGCUGCAGUUACAUGUUGUGUAAGCACUCAUAUAUCUACUUUAAUUGAAUGAGGUUAAAGACAGUACCACUUUAAAUCAAAUGAUCAGCAAAAUUUGACUUUUAAUUGUUUCUUUUCCCAAAUGACCAGCAUGUUCUCAAUAUGAUGGGUAAUCCAGUUAUAAAGAAGGUCAAGAACUACAGGAAAAUGUUCAUCAUUAAAAUAGUGAGUAAUCAGUGGUUUUCCUGGUUUUUUUUCCACAAAGUACUGUGGUCAGUCAAAUGAACCAAUGAAAGUUCCUUACUCUUUCUUUCUUAAUUUUAUUUUUUCUUUGUUUUGUUUUUUUGCCCACGUUUCCAUUCGUUUCCGCGCUGUCGCACUCUCAUUUUAACGAAUUAUGUUCACUAUAUAUUUUUGUUGUUGUUGUCCUCUGUAGAAAGAGCUCCGAUACCUAGAUGACAGACCAGUUUUUCCAAGGGAAAGGGCCUGUGCAGAAGCUUGGUGAGAAUUAACGAUCAACAAUUCUAACAGUUUUAUCAUUUGACGAUAUUCACGUGUUCAAAUACUCAAAAACUUGACUCUGUUAGUUGCUGUGUGUGUUUUAUAUAUAUAUAUAUAUAUAUAUAUAUUUCCUUUUUUUUUUUUUUUUUAUUCUUUCGCUUUUUCAUGAGUGUGUGUUCGAUCUUGACGUGUAUUUGUAUUUUUGUAAAUAUUCAAAUUUAACCAGCAUAAGCUCUCUAGGUGAGCCCUUUAGGCUCUUAGAGCAAAUGUUGCAAUAAAUAUGUUUAUCAAAAAAAAAAAAAAAAAAAACACGUCCUCCAUCACAUUAGUUAUCCGAUUUUUCCCAGGACUCAUCAGAGAGUGCACUGGAUUUUUGUUUUUGCAAAUAAGUCAUUUUUGAAAUCGCUUUUUCACGUUUUUUGCGUGUUUUUAUUUUUUCUUUUGUUCCCAGUUUUCGUGUGUUGGUCCAUUGUGGAAAAAGUUUAAAAUUCUGCAAAGUUUUAUGCCUCAGGGAACCCAAAGUACUUUUUUUUUCCAAAAAACUUGUCUCUUUUGAUCGUUAAAGCCAUUUUUUUCCUUUUGCGUUUUCCCCUUCAUAUUAAGAUAAGUAGUUGUAUGUGUAAACGGAAAUUUCUGGACAGUUUCUCUGCAUACUUGAGACUUGACUUUGGAAAAUGAAAGUCCGCGUUGAUUGCUAAGUGUAGCUCACGAUUACAUGUUUGAGCAAGACUUGACCUGUAAGAUUCCGUUAUUAUUAAUUAACAACACUUUCACGUUUUGUGUUGAGCGAUACCAUUAUCAGUCAUAUUGUGUGCAAUGUACUGAUAUUGUUUCACAAAGCGUUAAUUUUAUUAACGUUGUGUAAAUUAAAGGGAAAAGGGAGGAGUGGAAGCUGAACGAGCAGAAAGGGAACGAUGGAUCACAAGAGAACAACAAAAGAUAAUGGACAGUGUUAAUGGUACGGCUUCAUGUCUUUAUGAUAGUUUGAACCCCACUCUCUAACAAUGUCCGGUGACUCUUUUACUGGCUAUGAUACAUGUUUAUACCCUCUAGAAUACAACAGAAGUCAGUACCAGACAGACAACCAGCACUCGGGAUCUAGAAUCAUGAAUACUGGAUGUCAAAAACUCAGAUUUUUAGCUGAAUAUGCAGGGGUUUUGAGCUUGUUACAACUGUACAUAGGAUAGGCCACGGCCAAACGUGAAUAACGUAAAGAAAUUUCUUUGCUAACUUUUAUAAUCUCCGCCAUUUUCUUAGCCUCUGACGCGCAGACGUACUUACGGCUUCCUCACGCGUUUCGUCCUCACGAACGUGGGAAAGAAGGCGUUACUAAGCCCUUAGAACGCCUGCGUGGGAGGCUUAAUACCAUUUUAUUUAUCAGUCAGGGGUAAAGCUUAAUUGUGACUUGGUCACGUGCAUUUUCCCGCGCUCGACGUCACCUACAUGUAUUUGCAUUGAGAACUGAUUGAUUCAUUUAAAUAUCACUUUGAAUUCUGAUUGGCCAGAAAAAUACUUUGAUUUUACGACACUCAGUUGAAAAGAGUAAGUUCACCUCUUGUACUGCCAUCGCAGAAGUAAGUGGGAUAUAGCUUGAGGCUAGGCUCUCUUUUCGUCUCCCCGUGUGAACUAAAUCUCUGUAGAAAGCUGUGCAUAAGAAUGUGAGAGUCAAAAAUUAAUCCCAAUCGCAUUCUGACGUGAGUGUGAAACGCAUUGUACAUACAGAAUGCUUAUUUUUCUUGUUCCAAUACGAAACAUCUUGUAGUUCUGUUCUUGUUAGCUUCCGAGUUUUAUUUGUUUUAGCUUCUAAAUGUACAGUGAUAUAACUUAUUUCAUCCGUGUUUUUCCCGUCUAUAUCCACAGCGUUGUCAAAAAUAAGAGAUAGAAGAACGAAACAAGAAAAUGUAAGCAGUUUGUAUAUUUUGCUGAUUUAGGAACAGAACGGGAACUUCAGUUGACGACGGCGAGCGCAAAUUAAACAAAUGGCUUGACCAAUGGCAGAGCGGCAAAUUGGGCGCCGGAAGUCGUGUUUAGUCCUUUCCGCGCGCUUUCCCGUCGCCAACUGACGUUCCCGUCCUACAACAAAAAGGGCCAGAUUUGACUAAAUGAACACCCCCAAAAAGAUUCAUCUUACUUUGUUUUACCAGAAAUGUUGGCACUGUCAUUUUAGUGUAUUGAAGAAGGUAAAGCCCUCAUCUGGUCGCAAAAUGAUAAAACUCUAAAAUUCGAUAACUUGUUUCCGUCACUACGGCAUUUUCGCCACAGCCUUAAGCAAAAUGACGACAGCUAUCGCGUUUUCCCGCCAAAAUAACGCUGGUUCUCGCAGCAACCAGUAUUAAGAAAUCUCGUUCUCGACGUGGUCCUCGUUUUGGAAUCUAAAAGUUUUCAAUGCGUGGUCCUGUAUAAUUUCGGUAAAAAUGGCGUGGAAAGAAGGGGAUCGCGUUAAGUUCCCUCUCCUCUUCUCUUUCCUUUCUUUUUCUUUUUCUUCUCCCUCUUCUUCUGCUUGUUUUUUCUCGCCUCCUGCCCAAGAAGACUGAACUUAGACAUUUAACACCACAUUUUAGCAGAAUGUUACAGGCGAAGAAAAAGAGGAGGAAACUUCAGAUGUUAGUGAAGAGCUGAGCGAAGAUAGUGAAUUUGAAGACAAAGAAGACAAUGAUCAAAGACCAGCCAGCCGACAGGAGACUGGGGAUAGUAUGGUCAGUAGUUCAUCAGAGGAUAUGGAGACUAUUAGCGUUGCAGUCAAGUCACCAACUCACAGCCAGUUCUUAGCUCCUCAAGGAAUCUUCAGUGCACCUCAGUCAUCUCAAGGACAAAGGACAGCUGGUCCUUUGAUAACAGAAAUUGUUACAGGAGGAGGUAAUUAUUAAUUGCCAUUUAUUUUGAGAUCAAACGGGUAUUCUUUCUCUUAUACCGCCCUCCAGCUUUAGAUGGGUAUCCCCUCCCCGCAACCAGCCUAUCUAAGGGGCUGUUUACGUGGAAGGAGGAAGACCGUACAGUCGAACCUGUAUUAAGCGGCACCGUAUUAAGCGGUCACCCUCUAUUAACUAAAAUAGGAAAUAUAUGGUGCUCGGAUGAUCCGUCUUCUAGGUUCGCCCUCGCUUCAUGUAAACAGCCUCUGGAUGGAAUGUUACCGAAACCUUUUUAAUGGCAUAUAAAGGAAAUACUAAUUUGGACAUUUUUUCCUUAGCGUUGUAUGAAAAUAUGUUUAACGCUUGGCCUUCUAUACGGUUCCUUUGUCAGAUAAAGAAGAGAAGCAAAGUAAAGGCGAAGGGGUGUUGAUUACCGAGCUGGAUGGUAUGUGGAGUCGUAUGUAGCUAAACGAGCCAUGCGGCGUGAAUUACGUAUUUUCUCGCAUAGAUAGAAAAACAACUUGGAAUGUUCCUCUUGUGCUAAAUAGCCUCCGUCACAGCUGACAUGCCGCCAAACUGGAUGUAUAAUACCCCCUAAAGUCAUGUAGAGCGAUUCAGUUGCAGCAGAGCUUCAAAACAAAUUACGUUAUUUCUUUGGCUUCCUGAAUGGUUGAAAUAUGUCGAACCACUUUUUCAACCAAUCAGAAGUAAAACCACAGUAAAUAUUGACUCGCUUUCAUUCGUUUUCCCGCGCUUAGCGUCGGCGGGCUAAAUAAUGUGUAUCUGCUUCGACUUCUGAUUCGUUUAUUUGAACUUCUUCGCCUACUGUGAUUGGCUAGAGUAAUAUGUGGUCGAGUUUGGUUUAAGACACUCGCUUGAAAAUCGACCAGAUGACUUCAGUAUGAUUAUAGGUCCGAGUCGUGUUCAGGUCUGUUUCAGGGUAAAGAUCUUUGCCACCCCGUUGCUCUUAUGAAACCUCCUUUCUCGUCAAGUGUAUUUUUAGCUCCUCCAUCAGUUACUUUCCGGGUGGUCAUCUCGCGUCCUUCACCCAACUCGGGAUCGCGCCUGCAUUGACCUACGCCGUCAGCUGUAAAUGUGGUGGACAGAUCAUCUGAACAAAGGCCACCCAUUUUCAUGCUAGCAAAACUUUUCCAUUUCCGUCUCACGUCUUCGGUCAUCCUAAAUGCUUUGUUUAGUGGGCGAGCUGUUCUUUGUCGAAGCGGCUGUUAACGUUUUAAUUUGACAAUUUUUCCGAACUUGUUGUUAUCCUCGCCCCGGGCCAGUCGUUUCCUUUGGUCAGGUUUCGUUCUCAUGCGAAAACUCGGGAAAAUAGCCGGGUGGCUCUGGGGACGAGAAGGGGAGUUGGCAGACACACGAUGAUUGAAUUCGUAUCUUUUUUUUCUUAUUUUUGUUGCCUUAUUUAGACGACGAUAUUGAAACAAUAACACUGCGCGAGGUACCUACAGAACAUACCACGAAGGGGUUUCUAGAUCUACAAGAGGUUGGUAGACUUAUUAGCUGGAGAAUUUUUCUCUCAUGUUUAUUCUUUUCUCUCUUCCCUGUGUACUUAAAGCAUUAGAUCUAUCCGAGAAUGAGAAAAGGAAUUUGCUGGAGCAUCGAUAGAUUUGAUGCAAAACCCGGCAAUUCAAUUAAAAGACAAGUCAGUCAGUCCAUCCGUGUGUAAUUUUGAGUCAUUCACCAAGAGAACUUUAGUCAAUCCCUGUUAAUACGGAGACCAGAGCCCCGUUUCUCGAAAGGCCCGGUAACUUUGCGGGUCCGAAGGCAUGAAAUUUUUGAAUUAAAACCUGUUGAAUAGUAGCACAGUUCCUAGCUCGCAAACCGGGAAAUUUUGCUUCGUUAAUUGAUAGUGGCAUUGUAUCAUUUUCAAAAUUAUUGAAACUUUGAUUUUAAAUUCAAACACGACAAGCAUGAAACAGUUUUUCGGGCCCGAAAAGUUAUCGGAGCUUUCGAGAAACUGGCCCCAGGAGGCCAUAGAUUAGCGGGGUGUCAGUAUUAAGCGGGUUGAAUUUAGAGAAAAUGUGAGGGCUUUCUUUCCACAGGAACGAAGCAAACUUAACGUAGUAACGAGGUGUCCGUAUUAAGCGGGUGACUGUCCGCAAAAGUGGAGAUUGACUGUAAUCAGUAACUAAUCCCUUUUGAAACUGAAAACACUAAAACCCGCAGCCUCGUUCCCAGUCGUCCUCGGCGACUUCUUAUGUGACGUCACCUGUGGGUUCCAAGCCUCCUUUGGUCACUCGGAUAGCACGAACUGGCCUGGGUACGGACACUAUCUCGUUAUUUUUAAACGACAAAUAUUAGAUACAUAAUAAUUUACAGUUUCAAACUCUUCUGCAAGAAUACAGUUUUACAAUGUGACGACCACUUUUUGUAGGAUUUGCCUGAGCUCGAGGAAGUAGACGUGGAAGACCCUUUGUUCAUUCGCAGCUUAAACUCAUCUCGUGUGGGGGUAAGUGUUUUGCCUUUUUGUACUAGCUUUCGGUCAAGAAGUCAAUUAAGUUGACAAUCAAAUUGUCGGACUUUAUUGCCGUGAUUAACCGCUGAACGACCGGUCACAUUUUUUUCUGGUUUGUCCCUAGUCCCUGGAUCUACCCAGCGAAAGCAGUGUACAUGGUGCUAGGAAGUUCCUCAUGCAAGGAUCUUCCAGCUAGGAAGAUCCUAGUGCUUGGAAUAAGUAUAUGUACAACCCCAUUUUCAAGUAAACUGAAUACAGAAAACAUAUGGCGCUAUAGGAUGAUCCGCCUCUUUAGGAUCUUCCUGGUGCUAGGAUAUUCUUCCCUCCAUGGAAACAACUCCUAACAUUUGACAAAUUGAACGACAUGAUUUAAUAGCGAUUAAUUUUAAAACCGCAUGAAUUAAGCUCCUUAUUGACUUGUGUUUCAACUAUUAGGGAAAACCGCUGAUCGAGGAACUGGAUGAUGAUCCAGAGAAAACAAAAAGACCACUUGUUCAGGAAUGCAGAGUACCUAGCAUCUCUACCAGUGACGAAGCAUUGAUCGCACAUGAACGAAGACCAGUGAUUGAAGAAAUAAACGAAAGGUUUUGUCAGUUUAGUCACGCAGCUGACAAACCUGUCAGGCCUCUUAUUGAAGAACUUGGCAAAGAAGAUCACAUUAAGGAUGAUGAUGCAAAAGCCUCGAUUAUAGAGGUGUCACGUGACUCGUCAGAACAAGAGGGUAUCACUGCUGAACAAGAAGGGCUCGGGAUCAACACCGCUGGUCAAGGAAGCGCUUGUUGGGAAACACUCCAAAAACUGGCAGAACAAGUGGGGUCAACAGUAGACCGAAAACCAAUCGAUAUAGCAAAAGAGAAGAGGGAUUUUGUCAAAAGAAUGCAGCAUACGAAUCUGGGAGACUUGGACUGAAAAAAUAAUGCAUUUGUAACAAUUGUCAUGAAAACUCAGUACAGCUCCACGAUAUAGAAAUCAUCCUUGCGUUCGAGAAGCAGAAAUUUCAUGUCUGUAAAAAACUUUGGUUUCGAUUUCCAGCAGUUUUGCAAUUUCAUUUCACUCUGAAUGGACUGUCAGUGGCGCCCUUGUAUGCUGACGUCCGUUCUUCCUCGUGUAAAGAGGACUCGUCUUGUUAUCCUCUAAUCCACGACAUUACAUUACAUUACAUUACAUUGAUACGGAAGAACGUAGCCUGCGUGGCAGGCGUUAGAAGGGGAAGGGGGAAUUUGGGCGCGCGAGAGCGCGUGGGGCACACGAGGGAAAAAAGAAAGGAACGAAUUGUUAGUUCCCUUCCGCUUCCCUUUUGAACGCCUGCCAUGCAGGCUAGGAAGAACGCGGUUUUCGAACACUUCUUGAAAUCAAGUACACCCGGACUGGCUAUUGAAAUGAUAAUCCGUAAAUCUGUGUUAUUGCAAUGCUCUGUGUCUGUAAAUCGUGCGAUGGAAAUGUUACUCCAAGGUAAAGUAUUUUAAAAAUAGAAAAUGUUAAGUCAUCCAAGAGGAAUAUUCGACUCUCUCGUCGAGUUUCCGCCUUCUCGUCCCUAUAAAUAGUUUGUUCGUGAUGUUUUAGGUUGUUGUGUAUAUAUUUACAUAAGCUUUGACAUGUGCAGAGAAGCAACAAUUUUGAACACCUUUGUUUUAAUAAAAAGUUAUUGUCAGGUGAAUUAUGGCGAAUGGUAAACGAAUGUUACUGUAAUAA
Porites lobata is the source of this 11436-nucleotide messenger RNA. The record is from the annotation of a GenBank genome assembly. Lineage: Eukaryota; Metazoa; Cnidaria; Anthozoa; Scleractinia; Poritidae.